GGGGCUGCAGUGCGGACAAACAGCAGCUCCGCUCAGCCCGGUUUCACCUGCGACUAGCCCAUCAUCCACGAGCCACGGACCGUGUCACCGACCCGCGACACCGUAGCAGCUCAUCCACGAUCCAAGGACGCACGGAUCCGGAUCAGGAGCGGGGCCCGGGGCGCACUGUCACCGGGAGAGGCACGCUGUCCGUGGGCUGGGUUUCUCCUCGGGGUAGAGUGCGUUGUGAGACGGGGGCCACGGGGCGGGAUCGGGACCGUGGUCUCGCGGACUCGGACCGGGUGUAAUCCGGACUCGGGCCCCGCGCGAGGCCCCGUACGAGCGCAGGAACAGUGGGGUUUUUGGACCAGAGCGCUGUGUGCCGGAGCCGAGUGCCAGAUGAGGAUCACCAAAAGGCGGAAAGGGAGCGGACGGUGCGCCAGAUAAAUGGCUCAUUUAAGCUGGGAGCUGCUCGUGUGCUGUCCGGGUGGCAGAUGCAGUGCCUAGUGCCCGGUCUCCAGGACAACAACAACAUGAACGGCAGCGGCUCCGAGCAGGCCGACAUCCUGCCCCCCAACUGCAUGGUCAAGGACCGAUGGAAAGUGCUGAAGAAGAUUGGCGGUGGUGGGUUCGGGGAGAUCUAUGAGGCGCUGGACCUUCUGACCAGAGAGAACGUAGCUUUGAAGGUGGAGUCGGCGCAGCAGCCCAAACAGGUGCUGAAGAUGGAGGUGGCUGUGCUCAAGAAACUGCAGGGUAAAAACCAUGUGUGUAAGUUUAUUGGCUGUGGGCGAAACGACAAGUUCAACUACGUGGUGAUGCAGUUGCAGGGCCGUAACCUGGCCGACUUACGGCGCUCUCAGCCUCGCGGUACCUUCACCAUGAGCACAACGCUGAGGCUCGGCAAACAGAUCCUGGAGUCUAUCGAGGCCAUUCACUCUGUGGGCUUCUUGCACCGAGACAUCAAACCGUCGAACUUUGCAAUGGGACGUCUGCCCUCCACCUACAGGAAGUGCUACAUGCUGGACUUUGGUUUGGCCCGACAGUACACCAACACCACCGGGGAAGUUCGACCGCCACGGACAGUGGCCGGCUUCAGGGGAACGGUCAGAUACGCUUCAGUCAAUGCUCACAAAAACAAGGAAAUGGGCCGACAUGAUGACCUGUGGUCCUUGUUCUACAUGCUGGUGGAGUUUGCAGUGGGACAGUUACCAUGGAGAAAGAUCAAAGACAAGGAGCAAGUUGGACAGAUAAAGGAGCGCUAUGACCACAGGAUGCUGCUCAAACACAUGCCUUCGGAGUUUAAUGUCUUCCUGGACCAUGUUCAGGCUCUGGACUACUUCACCAAACCAGACUACCAGCUGCUAAUGUCGGUGUUUGAAAACAGCAUGAAGGAGCGAAUCAUCACAGAGAACGAGCCUUUUGACUGGGAGAAAGGAGGGAGCGACGCCACCAUGUCCACCAGCGCCUCCACACAGCCCCAGCACAACACCAGGCCCACAGCCGCUAUGGUCGGAGCGAUUGUGACUCCGGUUCCUGGGGAUCUUCAGCGAGAGAACACAGACGAUGUUCUUCAGGAUGAACACCUGAGUGACCAGGAGAAUGCCCCCCCGCCUCCUCCCGCACGUCUCCACGGUGAUGGGCAGCAUACUGAAUCUCGUCUCCACGGCGAUGCACAACUGGCUGACGGUGGUGAAGGAUGGGAGGACACAGACUUCAACCGCAACCGACUUCGAAUCAGCCUCAACAAGGGUGGACCAGACGAGGACCCAGGUCCGCUCCGAGCUCCAGAGUCUCCAAGCGGUCAGGGCAGGUCUCUGCGCUACCGACGAGUCAACAGCCCUGAGUCCGAGCGUCUGUCUGCAGCAGAGGGGCGCGCUGACGGAUACGGCCAAAGGUCUCGUAUGGACAUGUUAGGAUCUCCGUCACGGCAUGUUUACUCGUCGCAGCCGGCGCAGAUGCUGUCCAUCGACCCUGGUUGCCGCGGAGACCGCCAGGCAAGUGGUCGGCAGGAGGUUUCCGUGGCGUCAGUAGACCAGGAAGCUCAUAGCAACGCCUUCAUCCGCUCCGUCCCGCUGGCCGAGGAGGAGGACUUUGACAGCAAAGAAUGGGUGAUAAUCGACAAAGAGACAGAGCUCAGAGACUUCCAGCCCACCACCUCCGGCACCACCGAUGAAGAGCCCGAAGAACUGCGCCCUCUGGAGGAGACGGAAGAGAGACGCAGGCUCCGGGCUGCAGGUUCAGGUGAGCUGGUGGUGCGACCCAAAACCCACACAAGGGAUAGCAGCCGCGGGAUGCUAACGCUAACUGAGGAGGAAGCGUCACGGAGGAGCACGGGAAGUCCCGCCCAGUCGCCCUGUCACUCGCUGCCUUCAGGUCGGCCGCGGCGGAGAGAGUCUGAGCCCAUUGGACCACAGCGACCGGCAGCAGCGCUCUCCCCAACAGAGAAGACCCCCUCGCCAACGUCGCCCGACUACCGAACCAAAGGCGCAGACGAUGAGAAGCAGCACUUCCAUAUCUUGCCUCAGCUCCAGGCCAAACGCGCGGACUUCCUCACUGUGGUGCUCACUGGAACGCUGCCGCCGCGUCGCAGUUUUGCUGCUCCCGAAGACAUCCCUGAGGCUCUGGGACCACGUGACGAUGACGUGACCAAAAGCGAGUCCAACAGCGAAGCCAGUCAGAAGAGCACGGAGAGGAGUCAGGAGGCCGCUCACUCAACACUUAUGGCGGAGGACCAGAAGGGAGCCAAGGUUUCAGGUGCAGAGAAUGACCAGGAUCUGGAGGAUGCUUCCAAAACGCUGGUGUUGUUCUCCCCGGGUGACACGCGAAAGUCUCCAUCGGGGGGAGACACCGGUCUGGAGCCGGAGCUGGCCACAGCCUCCGCCUUGACUCCCCGAAAUGAUCGCGUGUUGUUGGGGGAGGCACUGCACUUUGAGCCCCCUGAUACCGGGCGGCUCUCCCCAGCUCUGAGGUCCGACCUGCGGCCAUCCACGCCCAUUGCUCCGGCCUCUCCGCCCUUCACUAAAGUGGAGCGAACGUUCAUCCACAUCGCCGAGACGUCACACCUCAAUGUCAUGUCUUCCAACGGGCACUCAGCCAAAGACACGGAGAUCAUUCCAAACCAGGUGGGAGAUGAGGAGCAGCCCAAGUUUCGCACAAGUCCGGAGGCGAUUCCAUCGGAGAAUGGGGCGGCGUUGGAGGUCCAUGCUCUGACACCGGUGCAGGAGCGAACACAGACACAGGAGUCUACAGAGUUGGAGGACAUAGUGCCACACAGGGCAGAGGACAGACCCAAACUGCGGAGCAGGAUCCCAGUGCUGGUGUCAGAAGAGGAGUCUGGAUCGGAGCGCUCCUCUUCGGUGUCAGUGCGUCUUCAGAGGGCCAGGCACAUGGCACUGGCUCGUCUGGUGGUGGAAAAGCAGGGCCGAUGGAUGGGCCGCAGGAGGGGGCUCUCAGGGACCUCGUCCUCCUCAGGCGACGAAGAAAAGCGUAACACCGCAUCCGAAGACGAUCACAGCAGAGACUACACCUCAGAUGAGUCCAAGCGGAGUUCCAGGCUGAGGACCACAGAGGAGGGGUCUAGAGAAGGCAGGAGCAGAAUCCCACGGCCACUUACCCCUGUCAGGAGGCCCUCGGCUGGGCUGACUCCUGCAGCCAUCCCCACUCACACAGGAGCAAAUGGAGCCAAAGCUAUCAUCGGGUCUCAGAGAGCGCCCCUGACCCCACUGAGCUCUCAGCGUAAGCCCAGUAAAGGCGUUCCUGCACGCUCCUCAUCUGGCUCCGCUCCUCGCUCCAGUGCAACUUUACCCAGCAGCAUCCGAACGCCCCUCCGCCUCCUCAGCUCCACCCCCAGCCGUUUCGACAGCCCAAGCUCCUCAUCCCACAGACCCUCCAGGCAGCCCACCAUGCCCGUGAUCCAACCCAGGAACCAGGCCCUGAAUGUGGGCAUGAGACGCAGCACUUCCCAGGACACCUCCACAUCCCACACUCGGCCCAAAGCAGCAUCUGCCAGCCCCAAAGUCAAACCACAGCCCAGGGAGAGGUCCAUGCCAGCCAGAUAAUACCCACCCCUGUCAGCCUGA
This is a messenger RNA of Periophthalmus magnuspinnatus, 4058 nucleotides long. RefSeq names its product tau tubulin kinase 1a (gene ttbk1a). The transcript is spliced from 20 exons. Gene Ontology annotation, biological process: signal transduction; peptidyl-serine phosphorylation; peptidyl-tyrosine phosphorylation. NCBI's taxonomy places the organism in Eukaryota, Metazoa, Chordata, Actinopteri, Gobiiformes, Gobiidae. Gene Ontology annotation, molecular function: protein serine/threonine kinase activity; ATP binding. Gene Ontology annotation, cellular component: cytoplasm; nucleus. The record is from RefSeq and is a predicted model, not a curated record. Bases 474 to 4037 code for a protein of 1187 amino acids.